This is a messenger RNA of Eremothecium sinecaudum, 1098 nucleotides long. RefSeq names its product mannosylinositol phosphorylceramide synthase regulatory subunit (gene CSG2). Gene Ontology annotation, molecular function: enzyme regulator activity. The record is from RefSeq and is a predicted model, not a curated record. Gene Ontology annotation, biological process: intracellular calcium ion homeostasis. The transcript has a single exon. Bases 1 to 1098 code for a protein of 365 amino acids. NCBI's taxonomy places the organism in Eukaryota, Fungi, Ascomycota, Saccharomycetes, Saccharomycetales, Saccharomycetaceae. Gene Ontology annotation, cellular component: endoplasmic reticulum membrane.
AUGAAGCUCAUAAACGGGAGGGUACAUCUUGCAUUACUCGGAUUAUGUUCUAUAUCAUACUAUAUUGAAGUACGAGCUAUAGCACAUGUUUGCAUAGCGGAUCGAAUAAAUAACGGGGAUCCUUUAUUUUUACUGUUUACACAUAUUCUACCAUGGUUGCUAUUGUAUCCAAUAGCUCUGGUAUACUACCGUUUGAAGGACGAUAUUCCGUUUGCCGAGUCCCUAAGAAACACAAAACAGACUUGUACGAUGGGCGAUGCAGCAAGUAAUCAACGCUUCCAGAGUAUUAAUUCAGUGCUGAAACUUGUUACUUUAUCGACGCUACUAAUUAUAUCCAUGUACUCAUUCAUGACUGCUUUGAGUAUAGCACCAGUGUUUGAUGUGGCGAUAAUUCACAAUACGUCAAUGUUGGAGAUAAUUGUGUUGUUUGCUACAGUUGCAGGUGUUGCUACAAAUAAUAUGCGCUCACUAGCGAAGAGAUUCAUUAGUAUCUUCAAUGCUCUUAUUGGAAUCGUUCUUGUUGCAUAUUUUAAUGCUUCCAGUGAUUUACUCUCAGGGAAAUUCAGCAUUAAUCCAUCCACUGGCGAGUCCAGCGACCCGUUUUUAUUUGAUAGAUUAAAGGCUUCGCUUAUUUGUGGACUCGGAAGUCUUUUUAUUGGGCCAUACGUCUUCCUCUUGGAGAGGUGGUGUAUUAAUACUAGCCGGCAGAUUACCGGAAGUGGUCGUUGGUUGAAAAUGUACGCAUGGUUCAGUGCAAUCGGUUUAACCUCAAUUUUAAUGUUAUCAGUUGUUUCCCUCUACUCAGGUGGUUUCAAAUAUAUGUUUCAUAUGUGCGGCUCAAUAACCCGGUCACCAUGGUUUUUAUUGUCUAUGAUUUGUGGUAAACUUCCAACAGUUAUGGGUUCUGCGCAUUUAAUAAUGUCGGAUUCAAUCGAAUCUUUAACGCUGCUACCGAUUUUACGAAUCAUAGUUGUAUGGUUAGGCCAGUGGUGCAUAGAAGCUGAGAAUCGCAUAUUAACAUUAGGUGAGGUAGUUGGUUUUUUAAUGUUGGUGAUAAGUUUUGUUAUCAUGUUCAUUUCUCAUUCGAGAAAAGGUUAA